Cladocopium goreaui is the source of this 2149-nucleotide messenger RNA. NCBI's taxonomy places the organism in Eukaryota, Dinophyceae, Suessiales, Symbiodiniaceae. The record is from the annotation of a GenBank genome assembly.
UGCGAAUCCUUGUGGCGCCAUGGAUGCGGAUGGAGCUUGCGAAGGACGACAACUUGAUAUCGGGGGAAGGGACGUGGUGCUGGUGCCACGGCGUUUGCUUCGCGAGGUGAUCCAGGACGGAUGCUGUCCCAUUCAUCUGCGCUUGCAACUGGCGAGAGCGAUGGAUGGAUCUUCCAGGAUGUUAAAACGACACCUGGAGUCUCAGCAAGACACUGUGGUGGGGCCCUUGGGCCCUUCGGAGAGUACAGAAAUGGUAGUGGAAGGUGGCAGUUGCGGCUCCGAUCCCUUGAAGGCGGGGCUCAGUGGGCAUUGCCUGUCAGCUGUGGCGCUGUUCUUGUCCCUCCCAGAGUUGCUGGAAGUCAGAGCCAGCGGCUGUGCUCAAGACGACCAGCAGGACGACGGCUUCAAGCAGAAGAAGGAGCACGACAACACUGCCUAUGAGGAGACGGCCGACGUGGACAAGGAGAAGACCCAGGAAGAGAUCGACGAGGCGUUGAAAGGUCUGAAUAUCUCCGAUGAUCUGCGGAGAGCUCUUCAGGAGGCACAACAAUGGCAGCCGGAAGUGGAGAGACUGCCAGGCGCCUUGAGAGACAAGGAUCCUACGGAGUUUGCGAUCGCCAUCAGGCUCUCGGAAAUGAAGGGCAGCCAGGGCAGUCCGUCAGAUCUACAGAACUACCAGAUCAUGGCUGAGGAACUGCUGGCGCAGGCGAAGGACGGGAUCUUGCCCUCGCAGAUCCUGCGGACGGCCGUGGAGGAAGCUGAAGAGUGGGCAGCCGAGUUUCCGCAGCUGAAAGGUGCACAGAAGCGCUUGGCGAUGGAAGAAAAGAAAGACGCCGCGAGGACCAAGCUGCGAGGCGCCUUGAAAAGUAGCGAUCCGGCGGAGAUCGCGCUGGCCAUCAGGUCAGGCAGGGAGUCGCAACUUGAGGACUGGGAGAUGAACCCUGCCGAACGCGCGCUGGACUCCAUCCGACGGGACAUGAUGAACACCUUGGCACAGGUGCUUCGAACGCUUCAGCGCCUCGAUUUGCCGCUGUCGUUAUGUUGGAACUGGAGCGCCAAUCGUAUGCCCCAAGCCGCAGCCACUGGGUCCAAGUCAGCCGCAGUCCUAUCGUAUCGUCGUAUCGUCGUAGAAAGCACAGCAUGGGCAGCGGCGGAAGCAGGGCCUGGAGACUCAAGGGCCACUUUCAGGGAGAACGCCACGUCUCCCUCGGAUCCCUCCUUGAAGAGCGCCGUCUCGGAUCCCCUGGACGAGCUGAAGUUCACCGAUGAAGCUUUUUGGAAGCAUUUGGGCGCCCUGAAACGAGAACCGUUGGCUCUGCCUUUGUUCGCGAAAGCGCUUGGUGUGCACAUUGCGAAGCACGAAGUCACGGACCGCGAGGAUGGCACCUUUUUGGUCACCAGCACCAUCGGGGGCUACUACGGCGGCGAGGUGGAUGUGAACUUCACUCACAGCUACGACGCUGACAGCAACACCUGGACCCAAAAAUGCGACCGCGAUCCGGGACUUCAGAAGGUGAGCAAUCAAGUCUGCUUCAGGUUGCACUCCACGCCCCGAGUGAUCGAAAUCUGGUGCGUGAACGAUGAAGCCCGAAACGCCGGCAUGGAGGUGGCUAUGGGCCUGAAGGCUGCCAUAGGUGGCAUCGUGGGAACAAUGGGUGCACCCGAAGGCACGGACGUCGAAGUGAAGGCCGAUCAGCCCUCCAGAGACGGAUCAGGCAAGCUUUCUGCAGUCAGCGCACCCAUCGACAGCUUGUGCAGCAGUCCUGACAAGUUCCUGGACGCCUCAAUGGAACUGGUGAAAGCCGGCAAGGGCGCGUACGGCAUGGUCGAUUUCAGCAUCAUCGAGGACAAUGGCAGCAACUUCAAGACGAAGGAGACCACCGACUUGGACGGCAAGGGGGAUCUGAAGGUGAGCUAUCUCCACCACGUCUAUGACAAGAGCAGCAACAGCAUCACCGCCACCAUCUACAAGGAUGAGAAGUUCGACACCAAGAUUGCAUCCUACGUCACGAAGGUCUAUUCGGGGCCCAUGGUGGUGGAGCAGUUCGUGGAGUCCUUUCCCGUGCGCCACGCUGGGGCGGAUGUGAUCAAAGCUGUUCAGCCCCAGGUGGAGCAAGUCUUGACCAAAGCCGUGGAAGAGAGCGCAUGA